Meira miltonrushii is the source of this 2068-nucleotide messenger RNA. RefSeq lists its product as uncharacterized. The record is from RefSeq and is a predicted model, not a curated record. NCBI's taxonomy places the organism in Eukaryota, Fungi, Basidiomycota, Exobasidiomycetes, Exobasidiales, Brachybasidiaceae. The coding region runs from base 438 to 1832 and encodes 464 amino acids. The transcript has a single exon.
GUUUGUUUGUUCAACAGUUUCUCAUUUUUACACUCAGCUCGACAAGCCGUCCGUUGCAAACAAAGAGACCGCAUGAAUGUUCGUUCCUGAAGGCCGGCCAGUCCUGCUUUUCUCAUGCACUUCGGGAGGGCAUUCAUAUGUAAUAAAGCAGUCUGGCUUCCAAUAAGCCUUGGCAAAACAUAAACGUUGUUUCAGAUUCAAACUGCAUCCCGAUCUUAUAGAGCAACAUUCACCACCUUUUCCCCCUUCCGACAAACCGUAUAACAACAAGAUCGCUCAAUUUGCGACAAAAAUCACAUUCUUUCAUUCUCACUUCCAAUAACAUCAUAUAAGCAAACGAUCUCCCCUUCUUCUUUUCGCUUUUCCCUUUCUCUCCAUUCUAUCAACAAAUGAUCGCACAAAGCAGACCUUCACAUCCAUCUUUUAGCGAAUUGAAAAUGUCUUCUAUUCAACAACAACCAUCAUCGAAAAGUUGGAUAGAACCAUGGUCAAAAGCAGUUUCCCAAGCAGCAGAAGAUCAAAAGAAAUCUCAUAGACGUAGAAAUAGCUUCAUGGUUCAAUCAAAGAUUAAUCAUUCCAGAACACCAUCAGAAACAAUCAUCAAGCCAGCCGCUACAUCAAACGUGUUUGAAAACGCAGGCAGAUUACCUUCACCACCAAUCUUGCAGAGAAUCUUCUUUUCACCACAUCCAGACGAUAUCGCUUACAGUGCUUACGGUACCGCAUCAAAGAAGCCAAGAUGUUGUCAUCACGAUGAAGAGAAUGAAGACGCUCACAGUUAUGCAAGUACAUCUUCGUUCAAGAAGCAAUCUCACCUACGAGUUCAAAGAGAAGAUUCAGGAGUCGCCCUUCCUUCACCAUCUCUAUCUUCUUCUUCCAAAUUUAGCGAUGAUGCCACUUUGGUAGCCACACCAUCUUAUGCAUCAUCGGCAUCGUCCACCUCCUCGGGAUCACGUCGCAACAGUGCAGUAGACCUAAAGACAAACACACAAAACGCUUUGAUCGUAACCGUAUUCAGUAAAAGUCGAUGUGCAAACGGUGAAAUUGGAGCAAGACUAAACCGUAACGUUGAAGAUACAACAUCUUUACGUACGGAUGAAGAUGAAGCAUUUGCACGUUCGAUCGGAUGUGAUUUGUUACAGCUAGGUUUCCCGGAUUCAAGUGCUCGUGAUGAACCGUCAAGAAGACCUGAUUUGGCCGAAGCAGCAAUGAAAGGCCCAGCCGGAACAAAGAUCCGUGACGUUGAUCAUUAUAUUUUCGAGGAUGUACGUAAAUCAUUAGAGCCACUCGUUUGGAUGGCAGUUCGUGCAGGCGCAAAAAUUCAUUUGCCUUUGGGCGUUGGAUGUCAUGUCGAUCAUUGGAUGGUUCGUGUUGCUGUUCUGUCAAUCUUGGAUGAAUUGGACGUCAAGCUUGGAGAAACGACAAAAAUGCUAUCAGAACCAUUGAAGGAAAUUUUCUCUACACACUUGGUAGGAGGAAAAGAACCUUUGCAUGAACGUUUAGUCUUUUAUGAGGAUUUACCAUAUGCAGACGCACAAACAAACUCCCAUGUUGAAAGUUUGGCAAAAGCAGUCUUGCCAUGCGGAGCAAAAGCGCAACUUGUCCACCUUACAGAAUCUGAUUGGUGCAAGAAGCGAGCUGCAAUUCUGGCCUAUGCUUCUCAAAUGAAGCCAACCAUCUUGCCUUCGCUAUACAACCAUGCAACAAGACUAGCCCACUUGGGUAAAACAAUUGAUCCUGAUUUCGAUUCAUCAAAACCUCAUCUAGUUGCUGAACGCAUUUGGAUCAUCGAUGCAACAUUACGCAGACUUGCACUAGAACAACAACAAUAAGCUGUUUCACGGUCACCCUUUCUCUAUCUCUUUGUUAUACCAUCAUAGAUACCCAUCACACGCAAAAUAGAUGCGACUCUUACUCGUCAUCUUCACUUGUUACCAUAGUCUAUACAUAUAAAACCAGCAUUUUCUUCUUCCUCCUCUUCCGGGCCCCCACUUCACAGUUUUCCAACGUGCUAUUCUUGUGCGUUUGGAAAAUGUCAUUCUUUUUGUCAUGGUUAUUUUGAUCAGAG